AUGGAGGACAAUCCUCGCGGCAAACUUGCAACCCAAGGCCUCCAGGUUUCCAAGUUAGGAUUUGGUUGUGCGGGGCUUAGUGGAGUGUUUGACGGUCCUGUUCCUGACGAGGCACUGAAGGAGUUGCCACGAGAUCAAGUUCAGCUUGCAACAAAUUUGGGCUUGUCAAACAAUGCCAAUGUGAGAGGUGAUGCUGAAUGUGUUAGGUCAUGUUGUGAGGGUAGCCUCUGCAACGCCUUGAUGGGGGAGCUUAAAAAGCUGGUUGAAGAGGGAAAAGUUAAAUACAUAGGAGUGUCGGAAGCUAGCCCGGACACAAUUAGGAGGGCCCAUGCUGUUCAUCCAAUCACUGCUCUGCAAAUGAAGUGGUCCCCUUCGCCGUGGAUUUUUUUAUGGGAAGGCACUCAAAGAAAGUAUACCUGCUGCAGACAGUUAUGUGGUAUGAAGCCAAUACUCUCUCUGAGAAACGAUGAAUUGAGAGAAAUUACAGAGGCGGCACCGAUAUCUGAGGUGGUAUGGGAUCGGACUGUUGAUACUUUAAUGCGCUGCUCGUUGAAGUUUGCCAAAACUCCAUUAAAGCAUAGCUAG
Molecule: messenger RNA, 585 nt
Organism: Sphenostylis stenocarpa
Lineage: Eukaryota; Viridiplantae; Streptophyta; Magnoliopsida; Fabales; Fabaceae
Source: the annotation of a GenBank genome assembly